AAAGUGAAAUAAGUGGCAGGUGGCGCUGUUGUCCGUCGUGUGUAGAUGUCUGCUGACAAUUCAAACGCUUGAAAGUUUUGUUUAUUGGUUAUGCUGUAAUUAAUAAGUGUUUAUAUUUAUUUCCCGUCUGUCAUCGUCUUAUAUUGUGAAAUAAAAUCAUCAUCAUGACUUCCAACAUUUAUGCAAUCUGCAAGCAAAUUCAUCCUCCCACUGCAGUCGAACAUUGCCUCUAUUGCAAUUUCUAUAACUUGCAAGAGCAGAAUUUAUUGGUAGCAGGAGCAUCUUAUUUAAGAGUUUUCAAAUUGACUCCCGAAGUAGAGCCACCUGAUAAAGUCAGCAGCAGUUCACCGAAAUUGAAAUUAGAAUGUCUACAGACAUUUCCUUUAUUUGGCAUCAUCAUUUCCAUGAAAUCCGUGAGAUUUACAGGCGCUUCAAGAGAUGCUCUGUUACUGAGUUUCAGAGAUGCAAAGUUGUCUGUCGUCGAAUACGAUCCAGCCACUCACGAUCUAAAGACCCUCUCGCUUCAUUAUUUUGAAGAGGAUGCCAUGAAGGCCGGCUUUACGCACCAUUAUCAUCUUCCUUUUGUUGCCGUCGAUCCCGACGGAAGAUGCGCCGCUAUGAUAAUCUACGGUCGGAGCAUUGUUAUUCUUCCCUUUCGAAGAGAAACUAAUGCCGACGAACAGGAAAACAACAUAAGCGUUGCUAGCAAAUCGCCAGUGCUGGCCUCUUAUUCUAUUAAACUAACAGAUAUUGAUGAAAAGAUGAAUAAUGUGAUCGAUAUUCAAUUUUUACACGGAUAUUACGAGCCAACUCUGCUUUUAUUAUACGAACCGUUACGAACCUGGCCUGGGAGAGUUGCAGUGAGGCGUGACACUUUUGCAAUCAUUGCUCUUUCACUUAAUAUUCAUCAAAAAGUGCAUCCUGUCAUUUGGUCUCUGAGUAGCCUUCCGUUUGACUGUCUACAGGCAAUUCCAGUACCAAAACCACUUGGUGGAGUAUUGAUAUUUGCAGUUAAUUCUUUGCUAUAUCUAAAUCAGAGUGUUCCACCUUACGGAGUGGCACUCAAUAGUUUUACAGAAACUAGUACUGCAUUUCCACUAAAGCAGCAGGAUAAUGUCAGAAUCACUCUUGACUGUGCACAGGCAUGCUUUUUUUCUUACGACAAGAUUGUGAUUUCAUUAAAGGGAGGAGAAUUAUAUGUCGUCACACUGUUUAACGACGGAAUGCGUAGUGUUCGCAGUUUCAACUUUGAUAGAGCUGCGGCAAGUGUCUUAACAACAUGUAUGACAUUGUGCGAAGACGGAUAUCUCUUCCUCGGAUCUCGAUUGGGAAAUUCUUUACUAUUGAGAUACACUGAAAAAGUACAAGACAAUUCAUUGGAGGAAGUGAGACAAGCGAGACCAGAGCCCGAGGAACGUCCCAUUAAGAAGAAAAGAUUAGAUAACAUGGACGACUGGAUGGCAUCCGAUGUUGCUCUUAUUGAAGAUCCCGAAGAGUUGGAAGUGUAUGGGAGUGAAACGCAGACUACAAAACAGAUCACUUCUUAUACAUUCGAGGUUUGUGACAGUCUUCUAAACGUUGGACCCUGUGGGAGGAUAUGCAUGGGCGAGCCUGCAUUCCAGUCAGAAGAAUUCUCGAAUAAUCCUGAUCCAGAUCUCGAACUGGUUUCCACGGCCGGUUACAGCAAAAAUGGUGCCAUAUGUGUCUUGCAGAGGUCGGUAAGACCGCAAGUUGUGACAACUUUUGAAUUGCCCGGAUGUGUGGACAUGUGGACGGUUUUUGGACCAAGUGUGGACAAAAGAGAACAAGAGUAUUAUCUGGAUGAUGUGAAAUCUGAAGAGAAAGAGAAACCAAAGAAGGAUGAUUCUAUGUCCACUCAUGCAUUUCUGAUCUUGAGUCGUAUGGACAGUAGUAUGAUCCUACAAACUGGUCAGGAAAUCAACGAAUUGGAUCACAGUGGUUUCAGCACUCAGGCUUCUACUAUAUUUGCUGGAAAUCUGGGUGACAACAAGUACAUUUUGCAAGUAUCUCCCAUGGGAGUGCGACUCCUCUCUGGAUGCAGACAGUUACAGCACAUUCCUCUAGAUGUAGGCUCUCCCAUAGUGUGGAGUUCUGUGUGCGAUCCCUAUGCUCUGAUCAUGAGUGAAGAAGGAUUGGUCAUACAGUUGACAUUGAGACAGGAUCCUUCGGCCACGAAUUCUCCACUGGUGGCAUCGCGUCCACAACUGGCUGCCAUUAAAUCAAAAAUACUGACUCUCUGCGUAUAUAAGGAUGUGAGUGGACUAUUUACCGUCUCUCCUCGUGAAGUCAUUGAGACUGAACCGCCACCCAGUUCUACAAUGAACAACAACAUAACAUUACCUAGUACAUUAAAUCUACCAAAGAGUGACAUGGACGACGAGGAUGCAUUACUGUAUGGAGAACCUACCACUUCCACUGAAAAUGAAAUCAGCAAAGUUGUGGAUGCAAAACCAAAAAAAAAAGUUGUCGAAGUGAAAGAGAUCAAGCCAACGUAUUGGCUAUUCAUUGUGAGAGAAAAUGGAGUUCUAGAGAUCUAUUCGCUCCCGGACUAUAAACUAAGCUACCUGGUAAAAAAUUUUCCGAUGGGUCAGAAACUACUGGUGGAUAGUAUACAGAUUACUGCAAUGUCUGCGACAAACUCUGGAGAGAAACAGUAUGAGAAACAGCACGACUCCUUGCCGCUGGUGCACGAGAUACUUGUAAUCGGACUCGGUCCCAUGCAUUCAAGGCCCCUCCUCCUGGCUCGGAUCGAUGAGGAGUUGGUAAUGUACGAAGCAUUCCCUUUUUAUGAAAAUCAAACUGACAAUCACUUAAAAUUACGUUUCAGAAAAGUGGCGCAUGAUAUGAUCUUGAGAGAGAGGAAAGAAAGGAAGAUGAGAAACCAGGAAUCCCGCGAUCAGGAACGAGCUCGCAGCCAUCAGAGAUGGUUACGACCAUUUAGAGACAUUUCUGGAUAUAGUGGGGUUUUUAUUUGUGGGCCUUAUCCUCAUUGGCUCUUCAUGACCUCUCACGGAGAGUUGCGUAUUCAUCAGAUGGGAAUCGACGGUGCAAUAACUUGCUUUGCUCCGUUCCACAAUGUCAACUGCCUGAAAGGAUUUUUGUACUUCAAUAGACAGGGGGAACUGCGUAUUUGUGUCUUGCCCACUCACUUGUCUUACGAUUCCGCCUGGCCGGUCAGAAAGGUUCCACUGCGAAACACGCCCCAUUUCGUGAACUACCAUCCAGAAACAAAGACCUACUGCAUCGUAACGAGCAGCAUGGAGCAAUGUACACGUCUGGUUCGAUUCAACGGAGACGAGAAAGAAUUUGAAGUGCUGGAAAGGGACGAGCGAUUUCUCUAUCCGUACACCGAAAAGUUUACCAUUCAGCUCUUUUCUCCCGUAAGUUGGGAAACGAUUCCCAACACGCGAAUAGAGCUUGAAGAAUGGGAGCACGUCACCUGUGUGAAAAAUGUCAUGCUCAUGUCCGAAGGGACCAGAAGUGGUCUGAAAGGUUAUCUGGCCAUCGGUACUAACUAUAAUUAUGGUGAAGACGUUACCAGUAGAGGAAGGAUUCUUAUACUAGAUAUUAUUGACGUCGUACCGGAACCGGGACAACCGCUAACCAAAAAUAAAAUUAAGGUUCUAUACAGCAAAGAACAGAAAGGACCAGUAACUGCCAUAUCCCAAGUUGUAGGCUUUUUGCUCAGUGCAAUUGGACAAAAGGUUUAUAUCUGGCAGUUGAAAGAUAAUGAUCUGGUGGGAAUCGCUUUUAUUGAUACACAAAUUUACAUUCAUUCUGCGAUGUGUAUCAAAAACUUGAUUCUCGUAGCAGAUAUUUACAAGUCGAUAUCACUGUUGAGAUACCAAGAAGAAAGCAGAACCCUGUCUCUAGUCAGUAAGGACGUAAAACCACUAGAAGUCUAUGCAACCGAAUUUCUAGUCGACAAUAAUCAAGUGGGAUUUGUCGUUUCGGACGUGGAGAAGAACAUUGUCAUAUACAUGUAUCAGCCAGAAGGGAGAGAGAGUUGCGGAGGGCAACGUCUACUGAGAAAGGGAGACUUCCACCUGGGCAAUCACGUAAAUUCGUUUUUCCGAAUCCGAUGCAGGCUGGGGGAAGUCAGUUCCGACAAACGACAGCUGGGAAUUCUGGAAAAGAGACACAUAACGAUGUUUGCGACUCUUGACGGAAGCUUAGGAUAUCUACUGCCGGUGUCCGAAAAGACGUACAGGCGUCUACUCAUGUUGCAAAAUGUCCUGGUCACUCAUAUACCUCACACUUGUGGGCUCAACCCAAAAGCUUUCAGGGCACUGCACAGCCAGAGGAAGUAUCUGAUGAAUCCACACAAGAGCAUCCUGGAUGGCGAUCUCCUGUGGAAAUACAUCAAUCUGUCCGUCAUGGAAAAGUGCGAACUGGCCAAGAAGAUCGGCACCAGUUCCGAUCAGAUAAUGGACGAUCUGUCAGAAAUAGAUAAAAAUACCUAUCACUUCUGAGGAAGACACGCAGUUCUUCUCUUCUCGUAGCAGUUUAUUUGCACCUUAUUCCGUAGUCUACAGAAUGACAAAGGACAAUUUAUAGUCUUAAGUUUAAUACAGAACUACGCUAGUUACUGUAUUGUGGGUGGAAAGUCCUCGUUUUGAUACGUUUCUACACAAAAUGUAUCGCUUAUUGUGGUGGAGAUGACAAAUCUGGAGUUUAAUUGUCUAAUACGUGUAAAUAAAAGCAUUUUUCUAUAAAUACUGUGUUAGUGUUUUAACCAACAAUUAGAAUGCUCAAC
This is a messenger RNA of Centruroides sculpturatus (bark scorpion), 4777 nucleotides long. It is a transcript of the gene CPSF1, whose product is annotated as cleavage and polyadenylation specificity factor subunit 1-like. The transcript is spliced from 35 exons. Gene Ontology annotation, molecular function: protein binding; nucleic acid binding. Gene Ontology annotation, cellular component: nucleus; mRNA cleavage and polyadenylation specificity factor complex. The record is from RefSeq and is a predicted model, not a curated record. Lineage: Eukaryota; Metazoa; Arthropoda; Arachnida; Scorpiones; Buthidae. The coding region runs from base 165 to 4493 and encodes 1442 amino acids.